AUGAUUACCCCUCAAUCCUCUCCCUUGCCUUAUGAGAGUCCAUUGCGGCGAUGGCGUACCUCUGGUACUGACUGGAACCAAUAUGGACUCUCCGUWAGGGAUGCGGUGUUGGGAAUACCGCUUAGGGAGUUUGAGGAGUUGGGGGUGGACGAGCAAAUUGCUCGUCUCUAUGAGGUCAAAGGCUCGGGGCUCAUGGCAAGAUUACUUCAAAGAACUCUGAAAAAUUUUAAUAUUCACGAACAAAUUUCCACCUUUCUUACUAAUGAGUAUUGCUUACCAAAUGCCCACAUAUUGCCGAAAAGAUUUUAUUUGAAGUUAGCUGCAACAAAUGUCAUAAUAAUUGUACUUAUAUAUAAAUGCUACUACUUUAUGCGUAUGAGACGAAUUAUUUGCAGUUACUUCUAUCAUAAACGUGAGAAGCAACGUAUAUUAUAUUUAUACAAUAGCUUGCUCCGAAAGAGAAAGACGGUUCGCGAAGUAAUGCGAAUGACUGCAGAAUCUAAUGUGCAUAAGCGGCGAAUACGUCGACGGAUUAACCUUUUAUUGUUUCUUCGAUUAAAAUGGCCAAACUAUUGUAGUUGGUAUAAAUUCUGCGCUGCCACCCGCCUUAAGUGCUUGAUUUGUGAUGGAUUGGAAGAUUUACAUUAUUUCUUCCCAAGGAUUUGUCCAAAUAAUAUAACAGAACUGGCUAGAGAAUGGCGAUGUUAA
Molecule: messenger RNA, 708 nt
Organism: Bactrocera latifrons
Lineage: Eukaryota; Metazoa; Arthropoda; Insecta; Diptera; Tephritidae
Product: DC-STAMP domain-containing protein 1-like
Exons: 5
Coding region: 1-708 (235 amino acids)
Cellular component (GO): membrane
Source: RefSeq, a predicted model, not a curated record